CCACCGGGCAGCGCCGGCAGCAGAAGCAGCAGUAGCAACCGGAGCAGUGGCCGUGGGAGCACCGGGCAGCCCAAAUUAUUCCGCCAUGAGUUGGGGCACGGAGCUGUGGGAUCAGUUUGACAGCUUAGACAAGCAUACCCAGUGGGGAAUUGACUUCUUGGAAAGAUAUGCCAAAUUUGUUAAAGAAAGGAUAGAAAUUGAGCAGAACUAUGCGAAACAACUAAGGAAUCUGGUAAAGAAGUAUUGCCCCAAACGUUCAUCAAAAGAUGAAGAACCCAGGUUCACCUCAUGCGUAGCCUUUGUUAACAUCCUUAAUGAGCUGAAUGACUACGCGGGACAGCGAGAAGUAGUAGCCGAAGAAAUGGGACACCGAGUGUACGGAGAACUGAUGAGAUAUUCUCAUGAUCUAAAAACAGAAAGAAAAAUGCAUCUCCAGGAAGGGCGAAAAGCUCAGCAGUAUCUUGACAUGUGCUGGAAACAGAUGGAUAAUAGUAAAAAGAAAUUUGAAAGAGAAUGCAGAGAGGCAGAAAAGGCGCAGCAAAGUUAUGAAAGACUGGAUAAUGAUACUAAUGCAACCAAGGCUGAUGUUGAAAAGGCUAAGCAGCAGUUGAACCUACGCACACAUAUGGCUGAUGAGAACAAAAACGAAUAUGCUGCCCAGCUCCAAAACUUUAAUGGCGAGCAACACAAGCAUUUCUACGUUGUCAUUCCUCAGAUUUACAAGCAUCUUCAAGAAAUGGAUGAACGAAGGACCAUCAAACUUAGUGAAUGUUAUAGAGGAUUUGCAGAUUCGGAACGAAAAGUCGUUCCUAUCAUCUCAAAAUGCUUAGAAGGAAUGAUUCAUGCCGCAAAAUCAGUUGAUGAGUGCCGAGACUCCCAGUUGGUGGUAGAUUCCUUUAAGUCUGGAUUCGAACCUCCAGGAGACUUUCCAUUCGAAGAUUACAGUCAGCAUAUUUACAGGACUGUUUCUGAUGGAACAAUCAGUGCAUCUAAACAGGAGGGAAUGAAGAUCGAUUCAAAGACUACAGUGGGAAAGGCCAAGGGCAAGUUGUGGCUUUUUGGAAAAAAACCUAAGCCACAGUCCCCUCCUCUUACCCCUCCUAGUUUAUUCAUAUCCAGUUCACCUAAUGGGUCCCAGUUUCUCACACUCUCCAUUGAACCAGUGCAUUAUUGUAUGAGUGAAAUAAAAACAGGGAAGCCCAGAAUUCCUUCUUUCAGAAGCCUCAAAAGAGGGUGGUCGGUGAAGAUGGGUCCAGCACUAGAAGAUUUCAGCCAUCUGCCACCAGAGCAGAGACGUAAGAAACUGCAGCAACGAAUCGAUGAACUUAACAGAGAGCUACAGAAGGAAUCAGACCAAAAAGAUGCGCUCAACAAAAUGAAAGAUGUAUAUGAGAAAAAUCCACAAAUGGGGGAUCCAUGCAGUUUGCAACCCAAAUUAGCUGAGACGAUGAGCAACAUUGACCGCCUGCGCAUGGAAAUACACAAGAAUGAGGCCUGGCUCUCUGAGGUUGAAGCCAAAACAGGUGGAAGAGGAGACCGAAGGCACAGCAGCGAAAUAAAUCAUCUUGUAACCCAAGGGCGAGAGAGCCCUGAGGGAAGCUAUACAGAUGAUGCAAACCAGGAAGUCCGAGGACCAGCGCAGCAGCCUAGCCAGCCUAAUGAGUUUGAUGAUGAAUUUGAAGAUGAUGACCCCCUGCCUGCUAUUGGACACUGCAAAGCUAUCUAUCCUUUUGAUGGGCAUAACGAAGGCACUCUAGCAAUGAAGGAAGGGGAAGUGUUAUACAUCAUCGAGGAGGACAAAGGAGAUGGGUGGACAAGAGCUCGAAGACAGAAUGGAGAAGAAGGCUACGUACCCACAUCAUACAUAGAUGUAACCCUAGAGAAAAACAGUAAAGGUGCAGUAACCUAUAUCUAAACUCUAAACUGGUGUACUCCUUCCCAAUAUUCCACAGGAACGAGGACGGUAUAUGCUCAUAGGCAGGCAUGCACAAACCCACACAAACACACACACAACCCCCCACCCCCAGUGGGAUGGAAAACAUCAGGAGAGAUAAGGGCAUCCAAGGUUUAUUGUUCACCAGGGGAGCUCAGUUCAGGCUUCGUGCUUUGGGGAUGUGCAUGCCGCAACAGGAAAAUGUCCGCGUAACGUUUAUUUUAUGAUUUGAAUGGACUUUGGAGCCUGACCAAAUGCCUUUGGCUGUAUUUCCUGCGUGUGUCCUUAGGAGGAAUUUUGAGUUUUUUCAGCUUCGUAAAUCGUAAAGUGCGAUGCACUGGGAAGGUCUCUACGUGUUCAAAGUUUUUUUUUUAAUUCCCUUUUGCUUCAGUAAACACUCUGUACAGUUGAUUAACAAAAUAAGAUUACUUUGAAACUCUUAGCUACUGCUAAUUUUCUCAUUAGCAUUCAUCCAGUUUGAAUGGCAGCUGAUUAAUUUGGCCAAAUAAAAUGCUCAAAAUUUCUAUAUCUGGUAAAUAGUUUGUAACUUUUAUUUUUAAAGAGGAAAACAUGUAGUUUUCCAAAGAACAGAAACACAGUCUGUUCACGAGAAAUGAGGAGAUUCAAACUUUUUUUUUUUCCGUUUUAACCAUGUGUUUGCUGGUUGCGAAAGGCUUUAUUUGGACAUGUGCAGUUAUUUUCAAGAUUGUUGGGUUUUUAGUAAGGUUUAUGUUUUCAGAUUCACAAGACUCGUAGGAAUAUUCUUUGAAAAGUGCUUCUUGCCCUAUUCAUUGAUGAUUGUGUUAGCAUUUGUGAGCUAUAAAUUAGAAGAUACUUAGUGAGUUGCUUUUGGGAAAGAUUAGAAAAAUUGGGAGGAGUCAUUAAAUGGUUUUAAAAAGCCAAGCAAACCCUCCCCUCUGAAUUUAACUGCUAUGCAAUGAGGAUUGAGUAUGAAAGAAAUGCUUUUGAGCUGAGAGGAUGAUGUUCACAAAGUAGAAUAUGGCUCACUUUUACAGGUUUUUCAGGAGUUACAUUUGGGGGAUUUUCUAGGGACAUUUGGGGCAGACAGUUCAAAAUGAAUGCCCUGCUCUGUCCUCUCCAAAGACUUUCAAUAACACUGUUCUUUUCUUUUUCCCCUUGGACUGCAGGUUCCUGAAGAGGGUUUCUGAGAAAAUGGGCGAGAUGUUGAAGGAGGUUACAUGCAGCUGCUUUGGGGGAGGGUAUUAGACUUGGCAGGAUCAGAGAGAGAGAAAGAAAUGAGAGAGAGAGAGAGAAGUGAGUUGCAUGAAUGCAUGCAGACAUACAUUAUUAUUUUUCACUAACCUCAUUAGCAUUUCCAUUCGUAGUUAAAGAAUGUAUUACCGAUCCCUGAAUAUCCCCCCCCAUCAGAAUUCGUCGUGUAAAUGGAAAAAGUCAAUUGCCUCUAUUUUUUGCUUGGGCACCGAUUUUUCUCUUCCCUUUCUGUCAGUCAGAAAGGUCGCAGAGCUGAUGCCCGUUUGUCCGAACGGGAGCGUCUUCAUCCCAACUCUGUGUUCACUGGCUCUCGAUAAGGGCCCUGUCAUUUUGUCAGCAUCUGCCUGUGCCGCCUUUGGCUUUGCCCUAACUUAUUGUUGCAUGCCUAGAAUGACCGGGCUAGAUUUGUGUCAGGCAUAUAUCUGUGUAACCUCUUGUUUGUUUCCAGUGCUUUUGUCUCGUUUUACAUUAGUAGCCAAAAGCCACUUCUUUCCACCAUCUCCAGCACUAAUGUCUUCAUCCCAGUGUUCCCGUAUGCUGCUAAAACUUUCCCACUGCGACCAUCCUUACAUUCCAAUUUGGGCGUUUUCUAAAGAAGUGGUGUGAACCUCUUAAGUAUUUAUGUUGCUUGCGAAAGGAUAUCCAUCUCGGCCCUAGUCUCCAACAAGGUCCAGAGGACUCUCUGGAACACGAUCCAUCUUCAGCACCUCGCUCUGAGAAGAACCUAGUAACGAGCACUGAAAACCCGGCACGGUAACCCGCAGGAGAUACACCAUCGCCAGACCGACGACUGUUUUUCAAAAGUCAGCUGCCCACUAUUCAGAUGCUGCCUUAAACUUCGAGUGCCUCCGCCUAGUGAUUGCCAGCACUGCCACCUGACUGUAUCCCACAAAGGGCUUUUAUGUGUCGGUUCAACGUGACCUCCUUCAACUCCGCCAGGCUGAGGUGUGUCUUUUCGAGUCCUGCCGCGUGUGAUGGGGCAUUGUGACCUCUGUGCAGCGGAACUAAAGACGUGUAUCCGUCCCUUUUAGUUCACUGAAUGUUUUAACGGGAUUCCGAGGGCAAAUCGUCUCCCUCCGUCGUCUUAUCACUCUGGGGUUUAUAAUUCCUCCGACGGUAGUCCAUUUCCAAGUGAUGCUUUCGUUUGGACCAGUUGCAAAUCGAGUGAAACUUUGUCAUGAUCUGUGUGCACUUUUACUUGUAGAAUGGAAGCUUCGAUAUGUUUAUGUGUCUAAUUAUUGCCGUCUGGAGGGCCGCCCCUGUUACUUACGUUGUGAUUCUGUUGAUGGACCGCACUGGGAUUAAGUUGUCGUAGGGAGAUAGUGGGAGGGGGAUUUCUUGUACCCAGCAGACUUCAUCAGCCCCGUUCUCGGUGGGUUUCAGGGGAGGAAGAAGGUGGAAUGGCCGGUAUUUCAUUGGAUUUGAAGCAAUACUUUAAAAGCCACGGAUCUCCUUUGAAAAAAAAAAAACCCUUUCUCUUCCAGUGUUAUAUGAAAUUGUACUACCGGUGAAAUUCAAACUGAGUGACUAUUGUGUGGAAGUUAAUUCCUUAAUUAAAAUUAGUAUGCCACCAUUAUAUCGCUGACAUAGUGUACUGCCUUUGGGGCUAUUAAACUAUAAAGUUUAGAUUUUUGGAUAUUGUAUACAGGGUUAUUUAUAUAAUGUGACAUUACUCGAUACUGACAAGCUACAAAAUGUAGGGGGUUUUUUUUCCUUCCAUCUAGUACCUUUUUAUUUUCAGAUUAGCAAUGGGGAUGAAGUGUGAUCUGGCUGUCUUUGUUUUCUACACAAGGCUUAAAGCGCUUGUGGUCCCCGGCUAGUAGCCCACAGAGGUCAGGGGUUAAGGCUUCCAUGUGAGGACUAACUGUUCUUUUCCAGCCACUGUUUGUUUUCCUGAAAGCAUGACCCGCUUCCUUCGUGGAGGGGAACUGCUUCCGAUGGGAUGGUGCAACCUCUAUAUGGAUUAUUAAACAUAGGAAAGACAUUUGUACUUGCACAGGUAGUUAAUAUCAUUAUUCUGCAAAUCGGAAUGUGAGUUGUCUUGAGAAAUCUUAAAUUUUUUCAGUAAUUUUUACUCCUUUUGUGCACCUGUUGAUUUCUUAAUGGUAAUUGCUUUGUUUAAAAUAGUGUUCUCUUGUUGAGAAUAUUUUCAUGGAAUAAAACAAAUCUUUUCAUGGGUCAA
Tachyglossus aculeatus (Australian echidna) is the source of this 5348-nucleotide messenger RNA. It is a transcript of the gene FNBP1L, whose product is annotated as formin binding protein 1 like. The record is from RefSeq and is a predicted model, not a curated record. The coding region runs from base 86 to 1915 and encodes 609 amino acids. NCBI's taxonomy places the organism in Eukaryota, Metazoa, Chordata, Mammalia, Monotremata, Tachyglossidae. Gene Ontology annotation, molecular function: protein binding. The transcript has 16 exons. Gene Ontology annotation, biological process: signal transduction.